This is a messenger RNA of Pseudomyrmex gracilis, 1589 nucleotides long. RefSeq lists its product as uncharacterized. The record is from RefSeq and is a predicted model, not a curated record. The transcript is spliced from 5 exons. Gene Ontology annotation, biological process: regulation of cell cycle. Lineage: Eukaryota; Metazoa; Arthropoda; Insecta; Hymenoptera; Formicidae. The coding region runs from base 338 to 1429 and encodes 363 amino acids.
CUUGUUCGGUAAAGUCGUCGUCGUCACCGACAUCGACGUCAUUGCCGUCAUUGACGUCGCCGUCGACGUUGUCGUCGUCGCGGUUGCCAACGCAGUUACCGUCGUUGACAUCAUCUUCGUCGCUGUCGCCGUCGCCGUCGCCGUCGCCGUCGCCGUCGCCUUCAUCAUCAUCAUCAUCAUCAUCAUCAUCAUCAUCAUCAUCAUCAUCAUUAUCAUCGUCAUCAUCAUCAUUAUCGUCUUUAUCAUCAUCUUCAUUGUCACUAGUGUUACAAAGCGCACAUUGUCAUUGUUUAUCUUGGUAUUUGGCACUAUUAUUCUUGACACGGUCUAUCGUGGAAUGGCAGCUGCUUCAAAGAAAAACCACUCACGCAGAAGAUUGGCUGCCUUAACAUUCCUGUCUAACAUCUCUCUCGACGGCAGUCACCGGGAUACAAGAUUAGCUGUACUAUCGCGAAAUGAACCGACACACACAUGUAAAGUUAGCGAGAGCCAGUCAGAUCAACAAACAGUGAUUGAUGCAUGUCAAAGCACUGAAUUCGAAGUUCACUCUAUGGAAGAGAUUUUGGAUGAUUAUCCGGAAGAGACACAUGAUUUCCUGCAAAAUGAAGUUAUAGAGCAGACUAAUUUCGUACAAUCGCAUAAAUGUGUUGAUCAUAACUCUUUUAGUUCCGAUUCCGAUGGGUUACUCACACCUGCCAAGGCAGCAGUCACCAUGUUUUUAGAACAGGAAAGGAAUCACUUGCAGUUGUCUUGGGGAAUACAUGGUUCUUUCAGAGAACGAACGGGUACUACCGGAAGUGACUACUCCUUACCAGAAAGACGUGUGGGCUCUCUACAAUAUAAAAAACGUAUAAGUCAUCAAACUUCUACGCUUUCGGAAGACAUUAAACAUCAGUACAAUAGUAGCAACGAAAGCAUUGGCUCUGUACAGUCAAAAGCACAAUCAAAACCAAAGACAAAGGCAGUGAACACUGUACAAUCUGCUCCUACAAAUAGUAGCAUAAUACCAGAAGUUACCAAGGAAUUACGUUUGAUGCAACGACCUGUAAAUAACUAUAAAUUUGGUGAUGAUAGACUGAUUCUGGUAUCAAAUCAACAUGUGCCAUUUGUAAUAUUUUCUGCUAUUCCAUAUAAUAAAGGACAACGCUCUAGUUGGUCAGAAUUACGUAAAGAUACAUGUCGAAGAAAAAAUGUAUCAUCUCAGAGACCACUCUCAGCAAUUAAUGAUAGUAUUGACCCAUUUAGAUUGCUUGGCAUAGAGCAUGCUAAAGAUGGUCAGGAAAUAUCUUAUGGGCAAUUACUUGUACCAUCUAGGCAAUUUCAGAGAGAUAAAAAGUUGAACAUAAGUGAAGAUGAAACUAUGGAAUUCUCACUUAUACCUGCUAAACACGUGGUACAAAGCAGAUUCCUGUUUACGUCAUAUCGUUAAGACCGACCGAAUAACCUACUUACGUCAAGUUUUUCUUAUCUUCCCUACCCAUCCUUGAGCGCAUUAUUAUUUCAUAUUUAUUGUAUAAAAUGCACAGCUUAACUCGUGACUGUAUACUAAUAUAUACAGGGUGUCCCGUAAUAAUUAGUAAACCUUACAG